Messenger RNA from Erpetoichthys calabaricus (reedfish), 4575 nucleotides. RefSeq names its product von Willebrand factor A domain-containing protein 5A-like. The record is from RefSeq and is a predicted model, not a curated record. The transcript is spliced from 24 exons. Lineage: Eukaryota; Metazoa; Chordata; Cladistia; Polypteriformes; Polypteridae. Bases 111 to 2639 code for a protein of 842 amino acids.
CACAGGGGCUACCUCUAAUAAACAUUUCGACUUCCUUUCUUAAAUUUUCAGUUCAGAAGCCGCGGUGCACUGAUUAAGUUGUUUGAAAACGUAUUUUCGCAGUAGGUACAAUGAACUGUGGUCUUCUAACUUCAAAAAAGGAGCCAGUGCCUCUGAAGAGCAUAUCAGUGGAAGUCUCUGUUAAUGGAUUUAUCGCAGAUGUUUCAUCUACUUUCACCUAUGAAAACACCGAGUCCAAUCCCGUGGAGGCUGUGUUUGUCUUCCCUAUGGAAGAUGGAUCUUCAGUCUAUGACUUUCAUGCUGAGAUUGGCGGUAAUCUCAUUGAAGCCACAAUUAAAGAGAAACAAGAAGCAAUAUAUGACUAUGAUGAUGCCAUAAGCAGUGGACAGGAAGCCUUCCUCCUGGAAGAGAGUGACGAGAGCCCAGAUGUGUUCCGUCUCAGUGUUGGCAGCCUACCUGCAGGUCAGACAGCUUCAGUUUCGCUGUCCUAUGUGACAGAGCUGCCUGUCCAGGCUGAUGACGCUCUUCGAUUCUUCCUGCCUACUGUGCUCUGUCCACGAUACACCCCACAAGGUACUACUUCUCUAACAAGUGAAGUGCCCUUUGUUCCCUGUGACUCGGUUCCCUACUCCCUGUCUCUCAACUGCCAUUUGUCCUCACUCAAUGGGAUUGCAUCUGUGAAAUCCAACUCCUCACUGAGCCCCCUGGAAUAUCUGAGUGAUGACAAGACAGAAGCUAAGGUGUCAUUGUCCCCAGGAUUCCAAUUUGAUCGUGAUGUUGAGCUUUUGAUAUAUUAUAGCCAAGCACAUCAGCCGACUGCUGUGGUGGAAGCUGGUGUCUCAACAGCAGCUGAAGGUUCCUUAAUGGGAGUCCCACUUGUGAUGGUUAGCUUGUAUCCAGAAUUCUCUCGUUCCACAGAAGAAUCACUCACCAAAAAUGGCGAGUUCAUCUUUUUGAUGGAUUGUUCAGGCAGCAUGAAAGAAACAAUGGAAUGGGAAUCCAACUCCGCCAGGCGCAUUGAGAGUGCACGCGACACUCUACUGCUUCUUCUUAAAAGUCUUCCUUUUGGCUGUUACUUUAAUAUUUGUCUGUUUGGGUCACAUUUUAAGUUUUUCUUUCCCAAAAGUGUUGAGUAUACACAGCAGACAAUGGAGUCUGCCAUGAAGAAAGUAAAGGACAUGGAUGCUAACUUAGGAGGAACAGAAAUCUUAAGCCCACUUUGUGAGAUUUUUCGGGAGCCCUGCAAACCUGGGUACCCCAGACAGUUGUUUGUAUUCACUGAUGGUGAAGUUGGAAACAUAAAGGAAGUCAUCGAAAAAGUAAAAAAAAACUCUGCCAAACACAGGUGUUUUACAUUUGGAAUUGGAGAUGGCGCAUCUACAGCUUUGAUUAAAGGCAUGGCCAAAGCAGGAAAUGGUCAUUUCCAAUUUGUGUGUGGAAAAGAUAGAAUGCAAGCAAAAGUGAUGCAGACUCUGAGUUUCGCCUUGCAGCCAGCAGUCACCAAUGUUGCGUUAAACUGGCAUGUUCCAGAUGGAAUGGAGGUAGUUCCUGUGUCAGAAACACCAAUGAUGCUGUUCAGUGGUCAACAGUUGAUCUUGUACUCACAGCUGAAAGGCAAGGUUGAUGAGACUGCAGUUGGUCAUGUGUCUCUGCAGUAUAGUCUGUGUGACAUGGAACAUAAAACAGAAAUGCAUUUUGCACUUAAUUGUGCCAAGCAUAGCAGACUAACAGCUCACCGUUUAGCUGCUAAAUCACUGAUUAACCAAAUGGAAGAGAAAAAGGAAGAGCAAUUACUUACAGGUGGUGGGAUUGAAAACCUGAAGAAAAACAUUGUAGAGAUGAGCUCAGAGGCCAGAGUCCUCUCCCCUUACACAGCUUUUAUUGCUAUCAACAAAGAAAGCAGGGAGGCUAUUCAGGCACCCCUGAUCAGGAGAGACAUUCCUUGUGGGGACUAUAUGAAUGAGGUUUCGUUGUUCAACUCAGGGGACUAUAUGAAUGAGGUUUCGUUGUUCAACUCAGGGGACUAUAUGAAUGAGGUUUCGUCGUUCGACUCAGGGGACUAUAUGAAUGAGGUUUCGUUGUUCAACUCAGGGGACUAUAUGAAUGAGGUUUCGUCGUUCGACUCAGAGGAAUACUAUAUGAAUGAGCUUUUGUUGUUCAACUCAGCAAUGCCUUGUGAUAGUUCUCUGAAAGCCUCCCUUCCAAAAAAGAAGGGUUCUUCAUUAAUAUCUAAAAUUUUCAUGAAAUGUUUAUCACCUGCUUCUAACUCAAUGAGUGAACUUCCAGUUCCAGUGGAGGAAGAGAAACAAAAAGAUCCCAUGUUGAAGCUGAUAUCUUUCCAAAAAGCAAAUGGAUCUUGGGAAUUGCAGCAAGAAUUAAUAAAUUUGUUUAACAAGGCAGAACAAGAAGUUCUACAGAAAAAGCCAAAAGAGAUAAGUGACAAGUCAGUUUGGGCCACAUUUUUGGCACUACUGUGGCUCCAUGGCUUCAACUCUCAUAUGAAGGAUGAGUGGAAGUUUGUGGCACUAAAAGCAGUCUCUUGGAUAAAAGCACAACCAGGCUUAAAUCUAAGUAUCUGCCUACAAGCUGGGAAUGAUUUGCUGGGAUGUCAGCUGGAUCUGAAGACGCUUGAACUCUAACCACAAAACUGGCCACAAGUUUUACAAUAGCCAGCAACUGAGGCAUUUUAGCUACUUUGUGUGAAUUCUUUUAGCAUAUACGGUUUUGAAAAUUUGUUUUGCCGUAAGCUUUUAAAGUUUCACAUAGCUUUGCUUUGAUAUCAAGUUUUUAAAAAAUGUUUUCUUUGACAAAUAAUGUAUAUAAAGUUUCACUUCUGCAGUAUAAAUAAUGGAGAAUUUCAAAGGAUAACUUAAAAAAUUUUCAAGUUGAAGUUGUUUUUUGACAAUCGUAGUAUACAUUAGUUUGCCACAUAAAAGUGUGUUCUAAAGUGACAAAUUUUCUAUAAAUUUUAAAACUACCUAGCCCGUUCUUGUGUUUAAAAUUGAAAUGAAUAGGGCCGGGGUCCAAAUAUGAAAGCGCGAAAGUCUUAAAACCUGAAGAAUAUGUUCAUUUUGAAGCAGAAAGGGUUUUGAUUUAAGAAAACGUGCCUUUCACAUUUCUGAGGCAUGCUUGUGACAACUAAAGUAAAGUGGAACUAAUACAUUUGAUCACAGAUUCUUUGCACUAUUUUCUUUAGGUAAGGAUACGUUUCCUGUUUGCUUGCCUGCUCACAGAAGACAUUAUGGGUAGAGUAUUGACAUUUCCACAAAUUUACCCCAAAAAAACAAAAGAGGUGUCUUUUAGGAUAUUAUCUGCUUAAAUUUCAAUGAAAACUGGGAAAAUGGGGAUGUUGUACAACCUGUGACCAGUAAUGUGUAUUGGCUUCAGCUUGACUGAGAGAUUUAGGCUGGAUGAUUUAACAAUUGACCUAUAGUAAGGGAGAUAAUAUAAUCCAAAAUAAUCAACUGCAUUUAUGUGAAACUUGCAUGUUGUUUUUUUAGCUCCAAAAGAUUUCUCUGUUAUAAUUAAGGCUGAGUUUGAGAAUUAGCAGUUAUUCAUAAUGUGCGGUAGCCAUGUUAAGUCUUCUUUUUUUAUUCCUGUUCUAUGAAAUGCCAGCUUAAUCUAUCUGCAAUCAAGUUUAAUGAGAACAGGGAUUACUUUAUUUGCUUAAGAAUCAGAGACAUACAGUAAGGGAAUAAUUAUGUUAUGGUCUUGUAAUUUACCUGAGAACUUGUCAUGGCACUUUGCAGCUGCCCUCAGUGAAGAGCGCUAUACAAAAAAUAAACUAAGCUAAACUGAAUUGAAUUGCUGAGUGUCUUUACAAUCACUUCAAGAGUGAAAGGCCGUCUUUUUCUUUUCUAAUGAUUCUGUGAAUAAGUAACCCCUUCUUUGACUGGAAGAAAUGAUGAAGCUAUCAAAAAAUGUUCUUCAUGCCACUUCUGUAGCUCACUCCAGUCAAUCCAACCACCUAAAUUUAAGUAUGGUUCACAACUCACCAUUUUAUCUAUGAUUCUGAUAAGGUUUGUUUUUGGCACAAUGCAAGACUGAAGGAUACUGAAAUCUUUAAUUUUUUUUGUUACUUUUGUACAAGAGAAUGGAAAGCAUCUUUAGGGAACAGACAAGAACGUGGUUAGAGGACAAAUAUGUCUUCUGAGCAGAUGAGAUUUGAAGCAACCAGGAGAAGAAUAUGAAAACAGAAACAGGUCAAAAUUGGGACAUCAAAGAAAACUGUGCAUUAAGGCCAAAAAUGAAGAGCAAAAUUCUAAGCCAGGGACAACAGCGAAAGCUUUAUACACAAAUAGAAUGAUUUUAGUAAAGCAAUGAAAUUAUAGCAAUUGUGAACAAAUUCGACCUUGAGAUUUUCAUGAAUCUCCACGUUUCAUGCACUCCUGAACACAUUUUGACCAUUUUUGCAGUUAUGUCUGUUUGUUUGUGUCUGUCUGUCUGUAUUUACGGAAACACCAUAACUUGAGAACGCUUUCAGCCAGAUAAUUGAAAUAUGGAAUAUGUUUAUUAUAUCAAAAUGUUAGUUUUCUAUCAACUUUUGGGCAACAUAUGUCAACUAGAAGUGGUACU